AUGACAAUGAUAAGACGUAUGGAAAUGGCAGCAGACAACUUGUACAAACAAAAAAUGUUCCUUGGAUUCUAUCAUUUAUCAUUAGAUCAAGAAGCAGUCGCCGGAGGAAUCGAGCAUGCAAUCAGCAAAGAAGACAAACUCAUUACAGCCUACCGCUCACAUGACAAUAUAUUGACUCGCAGUGACACCAUUCGUUCAAUUAUUGGAGAGCUUCUCGUUCGGCGUGACGGUAUAACCCAUGGAAAAGGUGGCUCGAUGCACAUGUACGCAAAGGGCUUUUUCGGAGGCAAUGGUAUUGUGGGAGCAAAUGUACCACUAGGAACUGGAAUUGCACUCGCACAACAAUACAAUGAUACGAAAAACAUCACAAUUAAUUUGUAUGGUGAUGGUGCUGCGAAUCAAUGUCAGGUUCAUGGGGCGUUCAACAUGGCGAAACUAUGGAAUUUGCCAGGAAUUUUUGGAUGCGAAAGAAUCAUUGAGCUAAUAGUCACCAUAGACAACAAGUAUGGAAUGGGGACAUCGGCAAAAAGGGCCUCUGCCUCGACCGAUUACUUCAGGCGUAGCCUAUACAUUCCAGGCUUGCGAGUUAACAGAAUGGAUGUUUUGGCUGUCCUUUCUGCCGCCAGACAUGGACGAAACUUUGUGAAAGCUGGAAAUGGUCCCCUUGUCUAUGAGUAUGCCACUUAUCUAUAUGCUGGGCACUCUAUGUCAGAUCCAGGAAUAGCCUACCGAACUCGCGAGGAGCUGCAGGAAGAACGACAGAACGAUCCUAUCUCAAAUCUCAAAGCCAAAUUAAUUGAGUGGGGCAUAUUAUCAGACGAAGAAGUAAAAGCUAUUGACAAAGAUGUGCGAGCUUUGGUUAAUCACGAAGUUUGA
This is a messenger RNA of Penicillium angulare, 876 nucleotides long. Its product is annotated as putative pyruvate dehydrogenase E1 component alpha subunit. The coding region runs from base 1 to 876 and encodes 291 amino acids. The record is from RefSeq and is a predicted model, not a curated record. Gene Ontology annotation, molecular function: oxidoreductase activity, acting on the aldehyde or oxo group of donors, disulfide as acceptor. The transcript is spliced from 3 exons. Lineage: Eukaryota; Fungi; Ascomycota; Eurotiomycetes; Eurotiales; Aspergillaceae.